Messenger RNA from Haliaeetus leucocephalus (bald eagle), 1379 nucleotides. RefSeq names its product COMM domain containing 8 (gene COMMD8). NCBI's taxonomy places the organism in Eukaryota, Metazoa, Chordata, Aves, Accipitriformes, Accipitridae. Bases 29 to 559 code for a protein of 176 amino acids. The transcript is spliced from 5 exons. The record is from RefSeq and is a predicted model, not a curated record.
GCGGAGGCGGGGCGGGAAGGGCCGGGAAAUGCUGCGGCUGCUGGGGAAGCUCCCGCCGGGACGGGCCCUGGAGUUCCUUCAUAAAAUAGUAGAUGGCAUAUGUGGCCGUGCGUAUCCUCGAUACCAGGAUUAUGGCGGUAUUUGGAGCUUGUCGGAGUGGAUGGAGAUUUUAGAAGCAACAAUGACGUAUUUCAAAACUGCAGUUGGCAAAAACAUAUCUGAUGAAGAGGCUGCUCAGCAGAUAAAUGAGUUAAAUUCAAACUAUCAAGAAGCAAUCACAAAAUGUCUAAAAGGCAGAAAGGAAGAAAUCAGGAAUGCGCUGGUGGAAAGAGUAAAUGCAAUCUCUUCUGCCCAGCUGCAAGAUUUUGACUGGCAGUUAAAGCUUGCUCUCUCCAGUGACAAGAUCUCCAUGCUGCAAAUGCCACUUGUCAAUCUUGAUUUGGACGUGAGAGAAAAUGGUGAAAUUAAACCGAUUUCUAUAGAGAUGAAUAAGGAAGAGUUGCAGAACCUAUUAAAUGCACUGGAAGCUGCUAAUAAGGUUGUCUUGCAACUGAAAUGAUGGAAUUCAGAUCACCGACAGUAUCUGCGGGCAAUGGCUCCCCAAUUGACUUGUGGGGACAGGGGGAGAAAUGUUCUCUGCAAAGCCAAAAGUUGUUGAUGCUGUAAAAUACUGAAGUGAGGAGGCCGUUACAACCUGUGACCAAAUAAACUACUAAUCCUUUGAUGAAAAUAAUAAAAUCUUGUAUCUGACCGAAAAUAUAACAAUCCAAUGUACAGUUGCUUCUACUACUAAACAUAUAUAGAACUAUGGAAAAGUAUCUCUUAUGUGUGCCAUGUUUGUUUUGAUUAAACUUUGGCAGUGACUGCACAGGUGCCUGCUAAAACUAAGGUGUCUUAAUUGCAUAAUAUGUUAUCCUUAUCUAAGGUGCCAUGAUAAUGAAGAACAUGACAGAGUACUUGUAGCAUUAAUGUAUUUAUAUUUGUAAAUAGUAAAUAAACACUUGACUUUGUGUGUGAAUAAUUGCAGUAAGUUGUUUCUUGAUUUAUUAAUCAGUAAACUCAGAAUCUUUUUAGAUGUCAGGAAAAAUCAGCUUUACAGGCAAAAGCAGUAUAGAAUCACAAAAUGUUUGAGGUUGGAAGGGGCUGCUGGAGGUCAUGUUGUCCAGCCCCACUGCUCAGGGAGGGCCACCUAGAGCAGGCUGCACAGGACCCUGUCAAGAUGGGUUUUGAGUGUCUCCCAAGGAUGUUGGCAACCUGUUCCAGUACUCGGAAGUUGAGGAAGAGGCACUGGGGCUUUACUCAGAGUAAAGUUUAGGGUUUUAGCUUGGGUUUUGUAUCUUAGUUGAUGGCUUUUCACUUAAAUAUAUCAAUGUUUUUGA